UGAAGAUGGGGCUGGUAACAGGAAGUGGACGUCACUGACACGGGAAUGGGACUGAAGGAAGAAAACACGAUGAAGGGAAUAUCAAACCCGUUCACGUAGAGAGCAAAACUAAUUCAAGCUUCAACUCAGAGGGAAGCAAACAAACAAAAGGAUGAAUUGUUGUGUCCGAGCUGGAACUGAGGCAUCAGGAAGGGUAACGGUGUGUUGCUAAAUGGAGUCGGAGCAGCUGUACCACAGAGGCUACUGCAGAAACAGCUACAACAGCAUUGCCAGCGCCAGCAGCGACGACGAGCUGCUGGAUGGAGCCGGCGUCAUCAUGGACUUCCACACCACCGAGGACGACAACCUGCUCGAUGGGGACGCUGCCUCCCCAGGGUGUAACUACGCCAUGUCUAACGGGGGCGGGGCCCCCAGCAGUUCCACCCACUUGUUGGACUUCCUGGAGGAGCCCAUUCCCGGCGUGGGCACCUACGACGACUUCCACACCAUCGACUGGGUCCGCGAGAAGUGCAAGGAUCGGGAGAGACACCGGAAGAUAAACAGCAAGAAAAAGGAGUCAGCAUGGGAGUUCACCAAAAGCCUGUACGAUGCUUGGUCCGGUUGGCUGGUUGUGACACUCACCGGAUUGGCAUCAGGCGCUUUGGCCGGCCUGAUUGACAUUGCUGCCGAUUGGAUGAAUGACCUGAAGGAGGGCGUGUGUCUGAGCGCCAUGUGGUUCAACCACGAGCAGUGCUGCUGGACGUCCAACGAGACAACCUUCGCUGAGAGGGACAAGUGUCCUCAGUGGAAGAGCUGGGCUGAGCUAAUACUGGGGCAGGCUGAGGGCCCCGGCUCAUACAUCAUGAACUACUUCAUGUACAUCUACUGGGCUCUGUCCUUCGCCUUCCUGGCUGUCUGUCUGGUCAAAGUGUUCGCUCCGUACGCCUGCGGCUCGGGGAUCCCUGAGAUCAAGACAAUCCUGAGUGGGUUUAUUAUCCGAGGCUACUUGGGCAAGUGGACACUGAUGAUAAAGACCAUCACUCUGGUUCUGGCUGUGGCGUCUGGCCUCAGUCUGGGGAAAGAAGGCCCCCUGGUCCACGUGGCCUGCUGCUGCGGUAACAUCUUCUCCUACCUCUUCCCAAAGUACAACAAAAACGAGGCCAAGAAGCGUGAGGUUCUGUCUGCUGCCUCAGCUGCUGGUGUGUCUGUUGCUUUUGGAGCACCAAUUGGAGGAGUCCUCUUCAGUCUGGAGGAGGUGAGCUACUACUUUCCUCUGAAGACUCUGUGGCGCUCCUUCUUUGCUGCCCUGGUGGCAGCCUUCGUGCUGCGCUCCAUUAACCCCUUCGGUAACAGCCGCCUGGUACUGUUCUACGUGGAGUACCAUACGCCGUGGUACCUCUUUGAGCUCAUCCCUUUUAUACUUCUGGGAGUGUUCGGGGGGCUCUGGGGGGCCUUCUUCAUUCGAGCCAACAUCGCCUGGUGCCGGCGGCGCAAGUUGACCCGCUUCGGCAAGUACCCAGUGUUGGAGGUGAUCCUGGUGGCAGCCAUCACAGCAGUGGUCGCAUUCCCAAAUCCUUACACUCGUCAGAACACCAGUGAGCUGAUAAAGGAGCUGUUCACUGACUGCGGUCCGCUGGAGUCCUCUCAGCUCUGCCAGUACCGCAGUCAGAUGAACGGCAGCACAGCUUACACCGACAACCCCAACCAGCCGGCAGAGCCCGGCGUCUACUCCGCCAUGUGGCAGCUCUGUCUGGCGCUCAUCUUUAAAAUCAUCAUGACUAUUUUCACAUUUGGACUGAAGGUACCGUCGGGUUUGUUCAUCCCCAGCAUGGCCAUCGGAGCAAUCGCAGGGCGAAUCGUUGGCAUCGCCAUGGAGCAGCUUGCCUAUUACCACCACGACUGGUUCUUGUUCAAAGAGUGGUGUGAGGUGGGGGCCGACUGCAUCACUCCCGGACUCUAUGCCAUGGUGGGGGCUGCAGCGUGUCUGGGUGGUGUCACUCGUAUGACCGUCUCCCUGGUCGUCAUCGUGUUCGAGCUGACCGGUGGUUUGGAAUACAUCGUCCCCCUAAUGGCUGCUGUCAUGACCAGCAAAUGGGUUGGCGAUGCCUUUGGCCGUGAAGGAAUCUAUGAGGCUCACAUUCGUCUGAACGGAUACCCCUUCCUGGACGCCAAAGAGGAGUUCACGCACACGACGUUGGCCAGAGACGUGAUGAGGCCUCGAAGCAGCGACCCGCCGCUGGCGGUGCUGACACAGGACGACCUGACAGUCGAGGAGCUGCAGGGCGUCAUCAAUGAAACCAGUUAUAAUGGUUUCCCCGUUAUAGUGUCCAAGGAGUCGCAGAGACUGGUGGGCUUUGCCCUGCGCAGGGACAUAACGAUUGCUAUAGAAAACGCUCGUCGCAAACAGGAGGGCAUCAUGUUGAACUCCAGGGUGUACUUCACUCAGCAUGCUCCCACCCUGCCGGCCGACAGCCCUCGACCCCUCAAGCUGCGCUCCAUCCUCGACAUGAGCCCCUUUACCGUCACAGACCACACCCCCAUGGAGAUUGUGGUGGACAUUUUCAGAAAGCUGGGGCUGCGCCAGUGUCUGGUCACGCACAACGGGAUUGUGUUGGGCAUCAUCACAAAGAAGAAUAUUUUAGAGCAUCUGGAGGAGCUCAAGCAGCACACGGAGCCCCUGGCGCCUGCUUGGUAUUAUCACAAAAAAAGAUAUCCUUCGUCACAUGGCUCAAAUGGCAAACCUAGAUCCAGAGUCCAUCAUGUUCAACUGAUCCGCUCCUUCCAGGACAGCAGGGGGGAGGAAGGAGACAACAGCGAGGACGAGGAGGUGUGCCUCCUGAACGGCUCCACUCUAUGACAUACGGACCUGUUUUAGUUUUAGUUUAGAGUUUUGUGGACCCUGAGCCUCUGACUGACUGAGGCCUGCAGACACUUAUCGGCCACGAGAAGAAAAUAGACGAUAACAGACUUUUAAUAUCGUCUGCUGCUGAGGUCACACAAAGGUCAAGUGUUGAAGGCACACGCACACUUUAGCACUUGCAGACACGUCAGACAUGCAUGUUGUCCCUUCACACACCCGUUUGACUCCCUGACCUGUAAAGCUACACCCAUUUACACUUUUUGUGUGCCUCAACAAGCGGGGCUCAAAGGUCAGAAUGAACCGCUAACAUCGAGGGACGCGAUGAAGGACCUGAACACCUCCAGGCUCCUCCUCCUCCUCUCACACACGCACACACACCUCUGACCCGUCCGUCCUCUGGAGAACCAUGAUGUCUACCUGUGAAUUGUGUGUGUGGGAAUGAGUGAGUGUGUGUUGUGCUCUGACAUUCCAGCCAGGUUACCAUGGGAACGGAGAAGACCAUCACCUGGUCGUGACGGGACACGGCGUCUUUCCUGGGUCUAAAUGAGACGUGCGAGUGCACUGAAGUAGAGUUGGUACUAUAUUUCAAGAAGUUUAUCUUCUAAUGAUAAUGUGUGUGUGUGUGUGUGUGUGUGUGGUCCAUUCAACGUGUAAGCAGGUUGUACAUAAAGUAAAGUUUGUAAAAACCGUAUCCAGGUUCAGUUCUGUCUUCAAACCCGUUCUUCUCAUGAUCACCUUUGAUAAUCAGCCACAUCCUGAAUCCAGCUGCAUGAGAUUAAGAAAACCCGUGAUUGUGUUAUUGUUGAACGUUGUCAUAAUAUCAGUUGCAGUAAACCUAAAUUUACUUUUCUCCUCCUCCCCCCACUUCAAGAAGGUCCCAACACUAUCCGGUUGUUUUAUUGUUGCCUAAAGGAGGUGCAGUGAUAAAGGAGAGUGAGAGUCCGUCCACCUCUCCAGAUGUUUUGGUCACAUCCAUGUGUCAAAGUGACGUUCUGUUUAACUGGUCGACAACGGGACACAAGAUCAAACGUGAGAGUAAACCACCAAAGUUCAUGCUCAUUUAUCCAAGUAUAAAUCCAACAAUGUUCAGUCAGGUCAUCU
This is a messenger RNA of Nematolebias whitei (Rio pearlfish), 3940 nucleotides long. RefSeq names its product chloride channel 3 (gene clcn3). Gene Ontology annotation, cellular component: early endosome; synaptic vesicle; membrane. The coding region runs from base 212 to 2836 and encodes 874 amino acids. The record is from RefSeq and is a predicted model, not a curated record. The transcript has 15 exons. Gene Ontology annotation, molecular function: voltage-gated chloride channel activity. Lineage: Eukaryota; Metazoa; Chordata; Actinopteri; Cyprinodontiformes; Rivulidae. Gene Ontology annotation, biological process: chloride transport; transmembrane transport.